Molecule: messenger RNA, 11114 nt
Organism: Cryptomeria japonica (Japanese cedar)
Lineage: Eukaryota; Viridiplantae; Streptophyta; Pinopsida; Cupressales; Cupressaceae
Exons: 23
Coding region: 6919-10692 (1257 amino acids)
Biological process (GO): mismatch repair
Cellular component (GO): mismatch repair complex
Molecular function (GO): ATP binding; ATP-dependent DNA damage sensor activity; mismatched DNA binding
Source: RefSeq, a predicted model, not a curated record
AAAUGAUAUUUAGGAUAAUGAAGAUGUAGAGAUUUGCAAUAGGGCAUAUGUAUUUUAUAGAUUUUGUGAUCAUGAUUCAUCAUUGGUCUUUUACCUUGUACCACAUAGACCUUCAUGGCGAACACCAUUUCCAUGUUUUUUUUCAAAAUCCUAGAUGGGCAUUGUUGUUCACCAAAACUGAUUAACCCAAGAUCACCUGCAAAUCAAUCUAUGAGAAAGCCAAUCUCAAUCAAUGAAACACUUCAGGGCUUGGACAACAUAACUUAGGAUCCUAUUGAUCCUCCUACACUUCAGGUUCUGCUAGACCUAGGGGGGGACACCCUUUGAUGCAGUGAAUCAGACUCAUUUACCCACAUAUGACAGCAUCAAUAAAAGCAGGGAGAUCUCAUAAAAGGUUCAAAAAACAAGGAGGGUAUUAUAGAUGGGCUAGAUCUACACUUACAACUCAACAAUAUUUUGAAUCAUGAGAUGGAUGGAACACAACCACAGAACAGAAAAACAAAAGAUAUUCUGAUUUGAUUUUAAAUUUCCUGUGCAAAUAACUUCUAAUUGUAACAGAUCAGUGCCUUCAUCUGGGCAUAGAGUCAACACAAAUGGCCACAAAUGAAAUCCAAGCUGCAGAUCAGAUUCAUUGAAAGAUAUACCUGUACUAAUGCCUGGCAUUAAUACAUUUUGAACUUCAAAUCAAAAGAUCAUACAAAUCCAAACAUUAAUUCAGAAUUCACAAUUUCUGCUCAUUGAAUUUAAAUCCUUUAUGUAAAGCAUGCCUAAGAACAGGAAUUACACUCUCCCUUGGAGAAGAUAAAUUCAAAAUCCCUUGAAGACUGAAUUUAUUGAAAUUAAAAAAAUGCCCGAAGACAAUCCAAUGGAAAUGUAUAUAUGCCUUACAUAUAUAUGGCCUGCAACUAAGAAUUUACAGCUAAAUGUAUCUAUUCCAUGACAGAAAGAAUGAGAACAUCAACAAUUACAACCCAAAAAAUUAAAAUGCACCAGAUUGGAACCCCUCUUGGAAAUCUCCCAUAGAGAAUUUCUAAAAAAUUGGAACCCUUACAAUUGAGAAGAAAUGGGAAUAAGAAGAGGAGGGAAAAAGAUCACGUCUGCAUAGCACACUGCCAAGCGUCCCCUUUCUCCAACUGAAUAUUCUCCUUUCUCCUUCCCAUGGAAAUUGCUCUCGAAAUAUCUUAGAUCUGCUGGAACUAAUUCCAUAACUGCAUUCCUCAUUUCGAGAGCUUUCCGAUGAUAUAUAAUACCUGCUAUUUUGGGCAAAAAUAACCUCUCAGGCGAAUUAAACUUGGAAUGCAGACCAUCAUUUAAAUUUUUGCAUUAUACAUUAUAGUUUGCACUAUAUAUUUAAUUUUGAUUUUUCAAUCCAUUUUUUGGCCUGACGCCCUACCACGUGGCAACCUGCGAUUCGCUAGGAGGGUCCACUGGGUGACACCUGGGAUGACAUCUUACCUUUCGCCACUGGACUGCCUGCUUGUCGCCUCGUGGACUACCACCUGUCGGCCAUGUCACUGCCACCUCACUCGCCAUGUCAGUGGGACCUACGAGCUGGACCUCCACUUGGACCUGCCACGUCACCUUUCGCCAUUUCACGAAGGGUAACGGGCGUGCAUCUUUGCCUCGCAAAAUCACGCGCACUGUCGGAUCUUGCUGAACCUGCAUGCUCUUUAACUCUUUGCCACUUCGCGAUGCUUAACUGAUGAGCAUCUUCACUCCGCGACACAGCGCGCUUCGUUGAUCUUCAGGGAACUUGCUCACUCUUUAACCUUUUCGCCACUUUGCGAUGCUUAAUUGGCGUGCAUCUUCACUCCGUGAAACAUCGCCAGUCGUUAGAUCUCCUGCAACCUACUCACCAAUUAAGUCGCCCUUUCUCUGCAAAACUUGCCUACCUCGGGAUCCGUGCUUGCGUGGGGUCCACCUGGUUGCCACUCGGCCUCCUUGGUCGCCUCGAGAAACGCGCCCGCGCGCGUGGGGUCCGCCUGGUCGCCCAGCUAGCACCUUGUGUCAAAAGCCCUUAAGGCUUUGACAUUAUACUAGUGUGUAGCUUUGUAUUUAAAUACAAAAAGGUUCCCCUCCACAGUCAAUGUGGGAUAUAUGCAUUUGCCUGAGAUUGUGCAUUUGCUUGAAAUUUCUCAGAGUCUUUCAUGGCUGUCAAUGGCGUUUGCUAAAUACCUUCAUCUGCCUCCAUCUCACACUUCAUGCAGGGAGGAAGAAACGGCCAUUUACAUGCCCAAAUGCAUUUGUUUGAAAGGUCUAUUUUAAAAGACAUCGCCUUCCAAAGACCACGCAGGGAGGAUGCUGCUUCAAACCUGCCAACGCAUUAUGCUUGAAAGUUUCUUGAUGAUCUUUUAACAGCCAUCAUGGGAGGAGGUGAAAGAAUUACUACGCACAGCCUUAUGAUUUAACAAUGCUAACUUUAUAACUCGUUGAAAAUCUCUGCAGUCUUAUCCAUUUUACGCACAACAGGGAGGAGGCAUAGGGCGUGGAGAACACCAUGCUGAAGGAGGGAAACACCUGCUAAUUGCAUUAAUUUGAAGGUUUGAAUGCCCAUUAAACUUCCUUUUGUGGCUCACCCACCUCGCAGAGGCUCACGCACCUGCCAUAUUGCAUUGGCUCCAUGUUUUCAAUGGCCUUUUCAAUUCCAUGCUCCACUUUACAUCUGCAAUUUGCAUUUGUUUGAGGCUUCAACGCAGCCUUCCAAUCUCUACGCAGGGGAUUCAACAUUAAACACCUGCCAUAUUGCAUUUGCUUGAACUUGUUUUAAUGCCCUUUACCAUGCCACGUAGAGGGAGAUAAUUUGCUAUGGUUGAAAGUUGGAGUUUUCUGAUUGCUGCAACACGUGGGGGGGGGCUUUGUACCGUUUGCAUUUAGUUGAAAGUUUCUGCAGCCUUUGCCAAAGCCACACAGGGGAAAUUGGCUUCAAAUCUGCCAAUUGCAUUUUGUUUUAAACCUCCCCACUCUCCACGCAGAGGCAUCACUUGGCCUGCACCUCAUGUACUAGAGGAAUGUUGGCAAUAUAACCACUUUUGCAUUUGGUGAAAAGUUAAAAUGGCCUUCAGCCAUGCCACGCUGCCUUCAUUGAUUUCCUCCUUCCAUUGCAUUAAUUUGAAGGUUUGAACCUUUUUCAUGCCAAAGACCUACGGUAGGGAGGAUUUGGGGAGGCCAUGGAGUUUGGGCUUCAUGCUUUGCAUUUGAAAUCCCAAUGCCAACAAACCUAAAACUAUUUGCCCCACAAACCUGAGAGUAUGGACUUGUAGCAGAAUCCAAAAUGGUGCCUCACAAGCUCCUUGCAUUUCUUUGUCAGACUGUGGAUAAAACUACCAUAUGCACGCCCAAGAGCAGCAUUAAAAAUAAUAUAGCCAUCAACACCGGCAAUGCUUCCUUCAACUCAAGAAUCUUCAAUAUUCUUUCGCUCAACAGCUAAAUCAAAUAGACCUCAAGAUUGCCAUUGGCACUGAAAUACCAAUCUAUCUCCCAUCUUUCUUCAACUUUCUUUCUCGAUACUUAAAUCAUUUAACAUAUGAUUUAACAAUAACAAUUUAGAUCUUGCUGAAAAGGCACAUGAAGCCACAAGUCAGGUCAGACCCCAAAGUGGGUUCGGCUAAAUUUUUUUUCGUUUUCAUGCAAAUGAUCCCUGAAAACACCUUAGGAACCUUGAACAUGCCUCUGGAAUCGAUCGGUACCAUUUUCGGAUCAUCAAACUAAGUUUUGCAACUUUCAGGCGCCUGCGCCACAUUUCCGCAUUUAAUUGCGAAGACGUAAUUUUCAAACGGGUCAAAACACCUUUCUGGACCUCACCAUCUGACAGGCAUGUACUCUAAUAUACAAACAUGAACUCUACCAAGUGGUUUCUCAAGACGAAUCCCGAGUGAAGAAAUAUUAAUGGUCAAAGAUGACCAACUGACUUUGUCGACACUGCGGACCUGAUGAAGUCAAUGCGCAGGCAACACAUGAUGCCUUUCUUAAAAAUAUCAAACGAUCUCCACAGACCCUCAAAUCUGAGGCAUAGGUACCUUGAAGUACAUAUCAAAUCUUAGAAUGCUUAGUUCGACCGGGAAGCUGACUAGGUGCAAAUGGUGCGCUCAUGAAAAUAGCCACAUUAACUGAUAUAGCAAUGAAAGUACGGAACACUGAAAAAGAUGGCUCAAGAAAUCCUUUUGAAAACCGAUCAAAUGGAUUGGUAGGAGCUUGAAACUGGAAACAUAGCUUGUCAUUUAUACCAACAAUAGCCCGGAACAAACAUUCUAACAUGACACUCAUUGAGGCAACUUUUACACUUAUGCAAAACAGGGCUCCGACUAGCAGCUAAAACAGGGACUUGUCAAACCAUACAAAUUGCAAUCAGAUUGAGCUUGCUAAACUGAACAAAUGGAUUCACAAAGACUUGAAAUUUUGCACGGAGGCACACUUUUAUGCAUAGAAUUCAAUGCACUUUGAAACUCUUCAUGAUGAUCAAUAGGGCAAAAGAUAUAAGCACUCAAAGUAGGCUACUUGGUAAAAUCUGCAUAUGUGCCUAAAAUGCACUUUCAGCUCACCCCUUGAAAUGGGUACCUGAUAAAUUGAUCCAAACUGAAUUCUGAAAGUUGCACAACACUUCAUUAACCAAAUGAAAGGUGUAGGACACAUUUCCCAAGCCUUAUCCUUUGAAAAUCAACUAGCUCCAUUUUACCCUCUCUCUGACUAGUCCAUUCAAACUGACUCAUUUUAUGAUCAUUUGGAAAUGCAGAGCAAAAUUUUGAAAUGUGCCUCUCAAAUUCACUCAAAUUUAAUGAGUCCCAAUAGGCAUAUUGGAAACUAAACAAACAUUGAAUGGUUGUAAGUUUUUUUUGAAAAAGUAACUAAAAUGUCCUUGUCUUUGUUAGGGGAUGGCUAGUCGUCCUUGUGACAGAUAAGGAAUAUUUGGACAUCCUGUUGCAACCCCUAAUGUCCACAAUUGUUUUUGACAUCUCGGGGAUGUUAUCUAAUUUUUGACAAAAAAGGGGAUGAUAGGGGGAUAUUUUGUAAGUGUCCCCACAUCUCCGAAACAUACCCUAUAGGGGACAAAAGUAAAAGGGUAGGGGAUGCGUUUCCAAGGAGUAUUGAUUUUAAUGUAUUGCAAACUAAGGUUCUUUAGCUUCUUAUUGUUUGAUUCCAUAUUUCAACACCCAUUGAAUUCUAUAUAAAUCAGAACUAGGUAAAAUCUUCUUGGGUAAUUAGCAACAUGAUAUUAUGAAGAUUUAUAUUUUAGUUUCUCCUAAUAUUUUGAAGUCACUUUUAAGAUGCCUAUAAACUAUAUAUGUUACAAGUUGAGGAGUUGUAUUUGUGGGAUAUUAUUGUAUUAGUUUGACUUUAUGUUUAUGUAAGUGCCAUUGAGGUAAAAAUGUGUUCAUAGUUUUUGUCCUAUCACAUGCCUUUGGUGAGUAAAAAUUUACAAUGAAGGUAGGGAGAUUGGAGUUCAAUUCUUCUUGUCUGAGGUAGGCUUUGAAGCCUUGUCAAAUUUUUUGCUUUUUGAUUGUUUUGAAGAGUGGAUAUUUUCUAAUUUUAUUCAAAGUGGGGCUAAUUCCCUGUUGUGAAAGUUAAUUUAACACAAUAUUUUAAUAUUCUAUUAAAUAAUAGGAUACAAUUACAAAGAGGUUCGUCUCCUUAUAUAGACAAUGGAGGAUGAAACCAUGCAAAAGGAUAAGCAUAAUAUAACUCACCCAACACUAAAAAUAGCAAACUAAAAAGAUAGAAAAAAAACGUGACUAAGGUGACUUUAUUGCAACUGUAAGCCUUCUCUUCUAAUAAUUAUUUACUACUAUUUUAAUACCCCUUCCUUAAGUCUUACUUCGGUGAAUCAAAACAUAUCAACUAAAAACACCCCAAACCGUGAAUUUGCCAUUCUUUAGAAGCUUUUCUUUGAAAACAGACCAUACAUCAAGUAGAACUCCAAGCUACCUCAAACCUCCGUAAAGAUGUAGCUUCUGAGCUGAAUUCCCAAGUUCCUAGACUAAUAUUUCCCUGCACUCCUGAAUUGCAAAUCUAUUGAACUAUUGGAUGACAAUCCAUGCUAAGAUACACUAAUAGAGAUCCAUCAAGUUGUCUCAUAACCCUCAAAAGGGUAUGACUCCCAAGAUCCACAGGCUCCCAAGUUAACUAGGCAACCAUUCAUUUUGAGCUUUAUCUACACUACCUUCCUACCUAUCUUCAAAGUGUGGACUUCUUAGAAUAUAUGCAAUUCAUCAUUCAUCUUCUAGGCUCUCCUAGCAAUGCAUCUGGAGGAUCUUCAACAUGGCGAUAAAGUGUUUACAUUAACUUCAAGAUGUACCUUAACACAUUUUACUUCAAGAUACCCAUAGACAAAGUGCAUAGUUGUCCAAGCUUCCGAGUUUGUUCCGUCUUCAUUGUGCUGAUCAUUGAGAGCAACUCCAGCGAAAAGAACAAUGAAUGCAAUUAUAGAGUCUAAUGUUGCUACUACCUUAAUUGCAAAAGUAAGUCUGUCACCUGGAAUCUCAACACCCAUAACUUGAAAAAUGUUUCGAUCAUUCCAGUACUUCAUCAUCAUAGAUGGGCCUCCAAUCUCAUCCAUUGUAGUGAGCACACAUCAGACCCAACUCACCCAUGAAACUUUUUUCAUGUGAUGUACUAAAUAGCUCACAAAAACCCUCGAUAAAAAAUCUUUCACAAUAGCCCAGCAAAAUAAAUGGUGAAACCAUAUGCCCUAGCUGCUGCAGAGUAGAAACCAAGUGUGCGGAUUAAUCUUGCAUAAAAUCCGCCUAUGAUUUUCAACCAUGGAAAAAUUUGUUAAAAAUCUUGGCAUAAAAAGACUUGAGUAAUGGCUGCCGAAAUAAACAGGUUGCAGCACAAUUUUAACUUGAAAAGAGGUGCGAUUUAACUCGUACCCAAGGCAGGGCAUGAUUUGUGGUAAAAUAAAAUACUGAUGAAAAAAAUAACCUCAUGAUUUUUGCUACUUCAAAACUUCAUACUUUGGCUGAGCUCAAUUUGGGAGUAAAGACCCUGGGGUUUCGUGGAGAGGCUUUGAGUUCACUUUCUGAUGUUGCUUUGCUUGAGGUGACUACAAGGGCACGUGGAAGUCCAAACGCCUACACAAAAAUUGUAAAAGGUUGUAAAUGUUUGUCACUUGGACUUAGUCAUGGCACUCGAGGACUUGGAACAACAGUUAUUGCCCGUGAUGUAUUUUACAGCCAACCAGUUCGAAGGAGGCUGCUUCAAUCCAGUCCCAAGAAGGUUCUGCAGUCAGUAAGGGAGCGUGUUCUCCGGAUUGCCCUUAUUCAUCCCCAUGUGGCAUUUAAAGUCAUAGAUGUGGACAAGGAAGAGGAAGUCAUUCACACCAAUUCUGCCACGUCUUCCAUUUGUAUACUUAGUAGCAUUUUUGGGACUGAGCUUGCCAAUAACUUACGUGAACUUGAUUUUGCCAAAGGAAAUCUAAGGCUUUCUGGAUUUUUGUCGAAGUCACCCAAUCAUCUGUCUUCAAAGGCUGUGCAGUUCUUCUACAUCAACUCUCAUUUUGUUCAAAAAACUCCCAUCCAUAAAUUGCUGAACAAACAAUCAACCAAAAUCAAGAGCAUUUUGGUACCAUCAGACGAUGAUCUGGAUCAAAUAGACAGAGGAAAUGAAAAACCAGUCAAAGAUUCCUGUGAGAUGCAUCUAUAUCCAGCCUACGUUUUGAAUCUGAGUUGUUCCCUUUUGAGCUAUGAUAUCACAUAUGAAGUAUCAAAAACUAUGGUGGAAUUCAAGGACUGGGCACAUGUUAUUUCGUUUAUUAAUGAAGUGCUCCAGCAAACAUGGGGACAGUUUCCUGCUAAUUCUCCCCACAGAGCUUCAAGAUUUGAUUUAUCUCGAAGCGAUGCAAAAUCAACAACAAAGAAACGGAAAAAAAUGCAGCAUAUAAAUCCAACACAUCAAUUUUCUGGUAAGACUGAAGCUAGAAAAUCAAUGGAUGAUUGUCAUUUGCCAGAUAGGGAAGCAUGUUGCAAAAGAAAACAAAGAGAAGUUUCAGCUGAACUAGUUAGUGAAAUUUCACAGAUGCCUGUGCACCUAAGAAUUGAACAAAACACAAAUAAAGCUACUCUAUCAUCAAUUUCUUGUCGUGACAAUGUGUCAGAAAUCACAUUCAACAGUACUCAAUGGUGUGCACCAAAGAUACAUGGUUCUAAAGAAGAAAAUAUUCCUCCACUGCAAAGGAAAAUAUUUGGUAUAAAAAGUAAAAAGGAUGAGGAAAACAACGGAUUCCUGGAAAUGGAGUGGGAAAACCAGGUUCCUGGAAGUGGCAUGGAAAUUCCAGAUAGAAGACAAAUGAAGUUCAAGACAAUGUCUGAUUUAUAUUAUAUUUAUGAUGAUGAAGCUCAGUCAACAUUCUACACUUUGAAGAGCAAAGAUGUGCUUUCUAAACGUGAAUCUGCUGAAGAAAUGAUGAAAGAUGUGUUGACACCUGUCUUUAGCAAUGAGAAGCUUCUAGGUAAAGAAGUUAGAUUUGGGCCAGAUGAUGGAGAACAGAGUAACUCAUAUGUAAGAAUGCUUGAUUCGAGUUGUGAUGAGGAGCAUUCAUUGUCUUCUCAGAUGUCUUGUUCUUUUUUAUCUCCAAUAACUAAUGGCUGGACCCCAGUAACCAGAAAAUUGGGAAGACAUAUGUGGGGAGAUGAUGAUCAUAGUAUUUACAAAGAAAUUGAUUGGCCCAGAGACGAAGAGUUAUUGGAAAUUGAUUAUUUAAUAGCUAAAGAUAACAUUCAAUCAGUAAGGGCACCUUCUACCAUAUCUCCAGAAUCGUGCACAUAUUCUCAGGUCGAUUCUUUGUAUGCCAACAGGGGAAAUCGUUUGGCUAGAAAUAGAUCUCUGCAAAUGGAUCUGGAAACUGUGUCAUUAAAAGAUAAGUGUGGCCAGAAAACAAGUGGUGUCCAGGCAAUCUCUUUCUGUGUUAACUCAGACAAGCUUAUUAAAGAUUCCUCGUUGUAUUUUAAGAAUGGCCUAGACUCACACAGAUCAAAAUUUGGAAGAAUUACUAAAGAGUUAUGGGGUGUCAAUGAAAGGAAGAAAGGAUCUCAAGAAUUUCAACCAUAUGCGUUUUCUUCAAAGGACAGAGAUUUAAAUGAUGUGGAUUUUCAAACUUAUGACUUUGGUUUAGAUCAUCCAUCUUCAAGCAAAUUGAGAAAAAUGGUUCCCACUGUUUCAUCUUAUUCUGAAUCAAAAGAUUACAAUCAGCAUACCUUGGGGUCCAGAUAUGAUAUGGAAUUGAUAACCAAGAGGUUUUAUCAUGCUUCUUCCAAAGCUAUCAAAAGAAGAAGUAUGUCUGCCCCACCUUUGUACAAGUCACGAAGAAAAUAUGGACUUCACAUUAAUCCUCCAUGCAGUCUGUCAACAAUAACUACAGAGAGCAAAUAUUGUUCUGACCGUUCCAAGUUAUCAGGGGGGGAUAUUCCAAUAUCAGAUUUCCAGGUUGAAUUGGAGUCUACUUUCAGGGAUGUUCAGGAACCAAAUCAAUUGGAAACAGACGUGCAGGAAGAAGAAGAAACUGUGGAGGCGUUUGAGCAAUCUGAACCAUUACUUCUGCUGGAUAAACCUAACUCAUUGACUGAGAAUAAAAAUGCUGAGUGUAAGCUGGCAACAAAUGGAGUGCUGUCUUGUCCUAUUGCAUUAUCAGCCAUUGAAAAUCCGGGAGAUCUGCUAAUGGUAAACACAUUAGAGGAUUGGAAGCAAAAAUACUUGAGAAAUGAUUGUGAAGAUGAUGUUCUAAAUAUUUGUUCAGGAGCUUUGAACUUGGCUAACAGUGAUUUGGUACCAAAAUCAAUUACUAAGGAUUGUUUCAUGAAAGCAAACAUCCUUCAGCAACUGGACAGAAAAUAUAUUGUGAUUGUUGCCCAAGGCAACCUUGCUGUUGUUGACCAGAUUUAUUACUGCUGUGAUAGUUCAAAGCCCAGCCGUACCAAACUGGAGAUUGUUGUUGUAGCUGCUUGGAGUUUGAUACAAUGUAAAAGCUGGAAACAUGUAAUAGAGACCUCUUCUCCAGUGCUAUUGAUCAGGCAUGCUGCAGAUGAAAGAAUUCGCUUGGAACAACUCCGCAAAGAGGUUCUGGAAGCAGAGGAAAGGAAAAGAAUUACUUUCCUAGAAUAUGAAGAAGAACUGGUGCUUCCUGUGGGUGGAGUGCAGCUCCUUCAAAGUUACAGUGAUCGAAUAGAAAAAUGGGGAUGGCGCUACAAGAUUGUUUCUCACAAGGAAGGGCCCUUCAGAAGGAAGGCACACCAGCUGCAUAGGAGCAGUUGUAAGGCCAUUCUAACUGCGGUGCCUUGCAUUUUGGGCGUAGAUUUGACAGCAGAAGACCUUUCUGAGUAUAUUCAGCAGCUUGUUCAAACAGAUGGCUCUUCAGCUGCUCCUUCAGCUGUCAUCCGUAUUCUCAACUUCAAGGCUUGCAGAGGUGCAAUAAUGUUUGGAGAUAUGUUAUUGCAAUCAGAGUGUGCAUUACUUGUGGAAGAAUUGAAGAGAACAUCUCUUUGUUUCCAGUGUGCCCAUGGUCGUCCAACAAUAGUUCCCUUAGUCAAUCUUGAGGCAUUACACAGACAACUCACAAAAUUUGACAAAGCCAGCCAUAGUGGUAGAGGACUACUAGGCAAUUCAUCUACUACGAGUGGCAAUGCUUCCCUGUAUUCAACAAAGUGUUGGCAUCGGCUUCAAAAGCAUAGAGCAACACUUGAACGUGCCAAAAUGCGGCUAAAUUAAAUGAUUGGAAUUUAAUUUAAAUAAUGCUAUCCUCUGAAUAAUUCAUAUUUGUUAAUAAUUUCUGUAUCAGAAUUAAGAUGCAGUAAAAAAUUAUUCAUUUUCAUGGGAUAUUCUUUGAUAGCAAUGUUCUGUUUAAUGUAAUUUUUUACAUUGACAUUAUUUGAAUGUAAUGGAAGAUCUCUAGCCGGUAGAGAGAGGAUGUGAAUAACACCAUAUAGAGGUCCCUCAUCUGAGAAGCUGUAUCUUCUUUGUAAAAUAGCAUGAUCGCUUCAAUUGUAUUGUCACCAUUGUAGUGAGAUUGCAACAUACCUUUUUAUACGAGUGUGGAUAUAGGGAAAUCACCUCAAGAAACAACCAAUGCAACUACAUUGAGGAUAUUCAAUAUCAAUCUAUUCAAUUAAAAGAUUACAUUGUUUUGAAUA